AUGGAGGAAGAUAGAUCUCUCAAACAUCACAUGUUACCAUCUCUUAAUGACGCCACAACGGGAAUUGCUAGACCUCACGUCGACGCAAAUAACUUCGAAAUCAAGCCGGCGUUCAUUCAAAUGAUUACUCACAACCUUUCAUUCAAUGGGUUGCCAAGUGAUGAUCCUUAUGAGCAUAUCACCAACUUCUUGGAAUCAUCCAACACUUUCAAGAUGAAUGGGAUAACAAUGGAAGCAAUCUAUCUCAUUUUAUUCUCAUUCUCUUUAAAAGAUAAGGCCACGAAUUGGUUACAAAAUUUGCCUCGAGGUACCAUUACUAAGUGGGAAGAUCUAGCUAAACCGCUUUUGGAGAAGUAUUAUCCUCCUUCAAAGACGGCAAAGCUUCGCAUGGCUAUUACCACAUUUUCUCAACAAGAUUUGGAGAGCCUCUAUGAAGCUUGGGAACAGUUCAACGAGUACCUAAGGAAGUGCUCUCAUCAUGGAGUUCCGGGUUGGCUAGUGGUGGAAACUUUCUUCAACGGGCUAAACGGAGCAAUAAGAAUGAUGCUUGAUGCGGCAUCCGGAGGGAGUGUUAGAGCAAAAGAGCCCAAUGAAUGCAAUGAUUUGAUUGAAACCAUGGCGGCCAACAAUAAUGAGCGAUCCUCAACUUGCAAACCGGUUGGAGUCCAUGAGAUUGAAGUUAUUUCAGCUUUAGAUGCCAAGGUUGAAGCUCUAACCAAAAAGAUCGACAAAUUGGCGAUGAUUUCACAAAUUAAAUGUGGCCUUUGUGGUGGGAAUCACACCUUGGAAGAUUAUAGCAUGAGCAAUGUUAACUUGGUGCAAGGGAUAGAGCAAGCCAAUUAUGUGGAUAAUCAAGGAAGAGGCCAAAAUAAUCCCUACUAUAAUACCUACAAUCCGGGGUGGAAGAAUCACCCAAAUUUUUCAUGGAGCAAUACUCAAAAUGUGGUGAGGCCUCCACCCGGAUUUCAACCUCAAGAACCAAGGAAAUCAAGUUUGGAAGAUAUUUUAAUUCAACACAUGCAAAAGACCGAUUCGCUUCUCCAAAACCAACAAGCUUCUAUCAAAGGUACAUUGCCUAGUAACACCAAAGUUAAUCCUAAGGAGCAAGUUAUGGAAAUUACUUUGAGGAGUGGGGUUGAUCUAAAGAGGGCACCAACCAAGCUUAAAGAGGAAGCACAAGAACAAAAAGUGGUGGAACUUAAUCCAUAUGUUCCAAAACUUCCAUAUCCGCAAAGGCCACCAUAA
This is a messenger RNA of Mercurialis annua (annual mercury), 1245 nucleotides long. RefSeq lists its product as uncharacterized. The record is from RefSeq and is a predicted model, not a curated record. NCBI's taxonomy places the organism in Eukaryota, Viridiplantae, Streptophyta, Magnoliopsida, Malpighiales, Euphorbiaceae. The transcript is spliced from 2 exons. The coding region runs from base 1 to 1245 and encodes 414 amino acids.